Messenger RNA from Aphis gossypii (cotton aphid), 1307 nucleotides. RefSeq lists its product as uncharacterized. The coding region runs from base 1 to 1260 and encodes 419 amino acids. The record is from RefSeq and is a predicted model, not a curated record. The transcript has 6 exons. Gene Ontology annotation, molecular function: olfactory receptor activity; odorant binding. Lineage: Eukaryota; Metazoa; Arthropoda; Insecta; Hemiptera; Aphididae. Gene Ontology annotation, biological process: detection of chemical stimulus involved in sensory perception of smell; sensory perception of smell. Gene Ontology annotation, cellular component: plasma membrane.
AUGACGUUUGAUAAAAGCUUAUCGAAAUCCAACGAAGUUUCUAUCAACUUGAAAUUAUUUAAGUUAAUUCAUUUUUUUCAACUAUUUGACCCAAGUAUCCAAAAAAUGUUCAAUAUCAAUAUUUACCAUCUAGGUUGUCACGUCAUGAAUUGUGUAACUGGUUGUAUAGUAAUGUAUGGAUUAUUAGGUUGUUUUAUUGAGAUGGAAGAUAGACUCAAUAUCGUUAAUCAGAUACAGUUAAUGUUUUGUGUCUUAAUUUAUUAUUCAAGUUUAUUUAAAAUAAUCACAUUUUUAUACAAAGCAAAUAACAUUUGGGAUUUACUUCGGGUCUCUCAUAUGAAUUUUUUGACGAGUUCACAGUGUAAAACACAUAUUGGUAUUCUCCAUAAAUAUCGCAAUAAAUCAAUAAAAAUUACAAAUAUGAUAAGUACUAUUGGAGUUGUGACUACCUUGGAAUGGAUCAUGUUUCCUCUACUGUUACAGUUGUUACAAGAAGAAGAUACAAACCAAUCAAAUCAACGUUUUGAAAAUAUUUUCAACUUUCGGUUCCCGGUGACCAUAAAUUACUAUAAUAACAAUUAUGCUAUAUUUUAUUUUAUGGAAUCAUUUAUUACAAUGUAUAUGCUAUACAUAUACGUAGCGGUUGAUGUCUUCUUUAUUUCUGCCUGCUAUAUUAUGAUUGCUCAUUAUGAGAUGAUAAAAAGAGCUUACGAAAAUAUCAACAUAGAACUGAUUUCCGAAAAUAAUAAUAAAAACAAAAAUUAUUGCAAUGACUGUAUUGAUGAUUUAGUAUCGAUUAUGAUGGAUCAACAAAAACAUUUCGCGAAGUUAAAAUUAUUUUAUUCCACGUAUAAGUUUAUUAUCUUAUCAACUAUUAUAAUAAAUUCGGGAUCCAUCAUAAUUUUAACAUAUGCAUCCGUUGUGAUUUUUAUGUCAUCAGAAUCUAUAUCAAUUCUUAGUGUAAUCAAGUUGGCAUCAUCAUUUGGAUACAUGUUUAUUGUUUUAUUUUUCCUUUGUUAUUUAAUAGAUCGCAUUAAUAAUAAAAUAGAAUCUGUUCACUUUGGGAUGUAUAGUUGUAAUUGGACUGCGAUGAAUUUAAGAUCAAAAAAAAUGUUGUUGUUAUCAAUGCAGUUGAAUAAUGCUAAUAAAUUGAUGAUUAAAAUAACACCGAACAAAAUUAUCAACCUACAAUUUUACAAUAGCGUAAUCAUCACAUGCUAUAACGUUCUUUCGGCUAUGUUGAAUACACGUUCAAUAUAAAAAAUGAAGAUAAAUAAGCAAUAUCAACAAUGUUUUGAUUUAUUUAU